AUGAUUUCAAAAGUGUUCAAAAGAAUUAUCAACUUUAGGUUGUAUACAAACCGAAGUGUCGUAGGCGAAGAUUAUCCGAAUAUAAAUGCACUACCUGGAUGGAUGGAUGCACUACCACAAAGUGGAUGGAUGCACUACCGUAAAGGUAGAGGUGGAUACACUACCACAGAGAUUCUCUGCCCCGGGUAUAUGUGCAUUACCACUAAAGUGGAUGGAUGCACUACCGUAAAGAUUCUCUGCCCCGGGUAUAUGUGCAUUACCACUAAAGUGGAUGGAUGCACUACCGUAAAGGUAGAGGGAUACACUACCACAGAGCAAGAAAGACGUGUAGAUAUACUACCACAAAGAGAGAGAGGGCGUCCGCCAAAAAAUUCGCCAAAAUCACCUACAAUUUCGUCGUCAUCAUUAAUGGCCACAACACCCACAACGUUGUCAUUAGAAACGGAAGCUGCCGAACCAACUAAUAUUAUGGGUAGUGAACUUUCUCUUCCUAUUUUGCGUGGGGAUUCAGCAACUUCCGUUUCCAAUGACAAAGUUGUAGGUGUUGUGGCCAUUAAUGAUGACGACGAAAAUGUGGCCAAUGAAAUAUUGAAUAAAACAAAAGAGGCAGGGGAAAAGAGUUAA
Ambispora gerdemannii is the source of this 624-nucleotide messenger RNA. The record is from the annotation of a GenBank genome assembly. NCBI's taxonomy places the organism in Eukaryota, Fungi, Glomeromycota, Glomeromycetes, Archaeosporales, Ambisporaceae.